Molecule: messenger RNA, 751 nt
Organism: Saccostrea cuccullata (small rock oyster)
Lineage: Eukaryota; Metazoa; Mollusca; Bivalvia; Ostreida; Ostreidae
Exons: 2
Coding region: 1-480 (159 amino acids)
Cellular component (GO): extracellular region
Molecular function (GO): protein binding
Source: RefSeq, a predicted model, not a curated record
AUGGACAGUGAUGGUGACAAACAAUCAAAAGUUGUCCGAUACUCUGGCCCAAUAGAGAAACAAACCAUUCAGUUGGAUGAUGAAGGUAAACCUCUCUUUUCACCCAGUCCUCUUUAUUCGAGAUACCGGUAUAUUACCGAGAACAGGAACCUGGAUAUCUGUGUGUCUGAAAAAGAAGCUGGUGCAGUAGUGGUGGUAAAUCAGGCCGGGAAACUGAGAUUCAGGUACACUGGACAUAUUCCUUCUUCAAAGAACCAACCAUUCAGUCCACGGGGAAUCACCACAGACAGUCAGAGUCACAUCCUUAUAGCAGAUGCUAACAAUGAAUGUGUCCACAUCACAGACCAGGAUGGACAGUUCCUCCGUUACAUACACUGUGGACUGAGUGAACCCUGGGGACUGUGUUCAGAUACAAAUGACUAUCUGUUUCUUGCCCAGUGGACAAAUAAGCAAGUACAGAAAAUCAAAUAUCUUCAGUGAAACAUAUUUUAACUCUAUAAAUUUGAAUGAUAACAAACGUUUUGCUGAAAUUAUAUUUUGUUCGCUGAUGCAUUCAAUGGAUUGAGAAGUGUGGGUAUGAUAACAGAAUCAAAAUCUGAGAAAACCAACCUUUAAAAGUCAACGCAAAGUCAUAUUCUUAAUUUUGAAUCUACCAGGGGGAGUACUCCAACCCAUUAGUACAAUUAUACAUUAAAUUUUUAUAUUGACUGAGUUCGAGGGCAACAUGCGUUUUGUCGGACCCAAGAACCAA